Molecule: messenger RNA, 758 nt
Organism: Lottia gigantea (owl limpet)
Lineage: Eukaryota; Metazoa; Mollusca; Gastropoda; Lottiidae
Exons: 3
Source: RefSeq, a predicted model, not a curated record
AAUACAAAGUAUAUUACGUUGUUGGCUCGGGUGUACCGAAGUUGAAUUUUAGUCUGAUCCAGGAGUAUGAUUUGGUUAUUGAAUGUAGCGAUAAGGACACCCCAGCUCCUACUACCACUCUAAAGGUCAAGGUCACUGGUAACCAAGCGCCUGUUCCUGCAGGCUUACCUACAGUGAAGACAAUCGACGCUAAAGCUGCCCAAUAUCAAUCUAUAAAUAGUUUCAUAUACAAUAUGUCGGUGACAGAUCCUGAACAAGACGUGCUGACCUUCACCAUGUACAGUGACCCUGACUUCGGUUAUUUCAAAAUAGAUCCAUUUGGUGAAAAAUCAAAUCAACUAUGCCCUGACUCUGUCAUAACCUCUGGUUAUUCGAUCAGAGUUGGUGAAAAAUCAAAUCAACUAUGCCCUGACUCUGUCAUAACCUCUGGUUAUUCGGCCAGAGUCGGUGAAAAAUCAAAUCAACUAUGCCCAGACUCUGUCAUAACCUCUGGUUAUUCGGCCAGAGUUGGUGAAAAAUCAAAUCAACUAUGCCCAGACUCUGUCAUAACCUCUGGUUAUUCGACCAGAGUUGGUGAAAAGUCAAAUCAACUAUGCCCAGACUCUGUCAUAACCUCUGGUUAUUCGGCCAGAGUUGGUGAAAAAUCAAAUCAACUAUGCCCAGACUCUGGCAUAACCUCUGGUUAUUCGACCAGAGUUGGUGAAAAAUCAAAUCAACUAUGCCCAGACUUUGUCAUAACCUCUGGUUAUUCGACCUGA